Messenger RNA from Temnothorax curvispinosus, 1294 nucleotides. It is a transcript of the gene Mdh1, whose product is annotated as malate dehydrogenase, cytoplasmic. The record is from RefSeq and is a predicted model, not a curated record. The transcript is spliced from 5 exons. NCBI's taxonomy places the organism in Eukaryota, Metazoa, Arthropoda, Insecta, Hymenoptera, Formicidae. The coding region runs from base 172 to 1170 and encodes 332 amino acids. Gene Ontology annotation, cellular component: mitochondrion; cytosol. Gene Ontology annotation, molecular function: L-malate dehydrogenase (NAD+) activity. Gene Ontology annotation, biological process: tricarboxylic acid cycle; oxaloacetate metabolic process; malate metabolic process.
GGGCGGCGUGGAUUGGAUUAUUGGAGGCGGCACCGUUUUCCAGGACGGUGGUUCCAGUCGAUCGUCGAUCGCCAUUUAGUCUUUUGGUUAAUCGUAAUAUUUUAGGUAUCGAGUACCGAGCGAUUCUUUCUUCUGUCAUUUCACUGAUAAUCAGUACAUUACUAGAGAAAAAUGACGGAACCUAUAAAUGUCGUGGUUACUGGUGCUGCUGGGCAAAUUGCCUAUUCUCUGCUGUACCAGAUUGCAGCUGGUACAGUUUUUGGUCCGCAACAAUCCAUUAAUCUUCGAUUAUUAGAUAUUCCACCCAUGAUGAAAGUAUUGGAUGGUGUGGUUAUGGAAUUGGAAGAUUUAGCACUUCCUCUCUUACGAGAGGUUUUGCCAACGGCCGAACCAGCCAAGGCCUUUGAAAACGUAGCUGCUGCUUUCUUGGUUGGCGCGAUGCCAAGGAAGGAAGGAAUGGAACGUAAAGAUCUUCUGGCCGCAAAUGUAGAAAUUUUCAAGGUGCAAGGCGAAGCACUGGAUAAGUAUGCUCGUAAGGAUGUCAGGGUGCUAGUCGUAGGUAAUCCAGCCAACACUAACGCGCUUAUCUGUUCGCAUUAUGCACCGUCCAUUCCGAAAGAAAACUUUACCGCGAUGACUAGAUUGGAUCAAAACAGAGCACAGGCAGCGUUAGCCGCACGAUUAAAUGUACAGGUUGAUAAAGUGAAGAACGUCAUUAUCUGGGGUAAUCACAGUUCUACACAAUAUCCUGAUGCAGCGCAUGCAACUGUAGAGCUUUCAUCCGGCGUAAAAACGGUACCAUCUGAGAUAAACGAUAACGAGUGGUUGAAUAACACCUUCGUAGAAACAAUUCAAAAACGCGGCGCCGCCGUAAUAGCUGCCAGAAAAAUGUCCUCUGCCAUGUCCGCUGCUAAAGCCGCUGGAGAUCAUAUGAGAGAUUGGUGGUUCGGUACUAAGCCUGGAGAGUGGGUUAGCAUGGGCGUUGUGUCCGAUGGGAGUUAUGGAAUCCCAAAAGAUAUUGUGUUUUCUUUUCCUGUCACUAUCAAGGACAAGCGGUAUGAGAUAGUGCAAAAUCUCCCAAUUAACAACGUUGCAAAGUCAAAGCUGGAUAUUACAUCCAAGGAACUGGAGGAAGAACGUGCUGAGGCAAACAACGUACUAAAAAAGUGACUAGUAACAUCAGUGCCAAACAAUGAGAUGCGAGAGAAAUUUGUGUCGGCAAAAUUGUAGAAUAUAUAAUUAUGUUGCAUAAUACACACACACACACACACACACACACACACACACACACACA